Brachypodium distachyon (stiff brome) is the source of this 988-nucleotide messenger RNA. RefSeq lists its product as uncharacterized. NCBI's taxonomy places the organism in Eukaryota, Viridiplantae, Streptophyta, Magnoliopsida, Poales, Poaceae. The transcript is spliced from 8 exons. Bases 1 to 804 code for a protein of 267 amino acids. The record is from RefSeq and is a predicted model, not a curated record.
AUGCGCAUCCUGCUCCGUAGCAUCCCGGAGGAAUUCUCCGACGCCCUGGACGGGAGACCUGAGGUUUUCGAGGUCAUGGAGCAACACCUCCCGCUUGCCCUGUACAACGCUCCCCGCGACGUGAAGCUGUCCUUCAUGCGGCGCAUCCUCGCCCGUGACACGCCCCCGCCGCGGGCUCUCAGGGAGAUCGAGAUAACUAUGCACAGGCAGAAACGAUUGUCAUCGUAUGAGGUCCAAAACUUUUACAUGUGGGCAUGUACAACAAAGCAAAAGAUAUUAAGGACAAAUGCCUUAAACACGUCUCCAUAUGGCGUUGUUCUUUCGGAUAUGGGGAUGCAAGGGGUGUUAGACGACCUCAUGAAGCAGUUUGUCUCCCCUAUUUCGACAGUUUUUUUCUCUGAAGUUGGUGGUGGAUCUUUGGACUCGCACGUGUCUUUUGUUAAUUUAUAUCAUGGAGAUGACAAUAAUGGCACAGAUUGGCAUGUGGAUGAUUCUGAAGUUACACUAAGUGUCUGCCUAGGAAAAGAAUUUACCGGUGGUGAAAUGUACUUCAAUGGUAGACGUUGUGAGAAUCAUACUACUUCAAUGGAAAAAGAUGAGGAAAAGGUUAUACAUCCUCAAGUACCUGGAGAAGCUUUAUUGCAUCAUGGCCGUCAUAGACAUAGUGUCUUUCCUACAUUUUCCGGAUUCAGGGCUGAUAUGACCAUGUGGUGCAGAAGUUCGGUCUUCAGGGAGCUAAGGAAAUACAAGACUGAUUUCUCCAACUGGUGUGGUGAAUGCAAGAACCUUGGAGUACAAAUGUGAUCGCCAGGCAGGAUAAUAUAUAUGUGGCAUGUUGAUGUCAUUAGUAUGGCUCUCUUUUAACACCCGGUAGUAAAGAUGCCAAGGACUCCUGUCAACAGGCCAUGACUUUGUUACCUUAUUGUAUCCAUUUAUUUGUAUCCAGUUAUAUGUACCCAGUGGCUCCUGUACUAUGUGUCACCUUCCG